GAUGGCGUCCCAAACAGACCGCGGUGUGCCCCUCAGCACGCUCGCACCCAAGUUCCUUCAUACCAACUCCACCAGCCACACCUGGCCCUUCAGCGCCAUCGCUGAGCUUAUAGACAAUGCCUAUGAUCCAGAUGUCAGUGCCAAACAGUUCUGGAUCGAUAAAACAACGGUAAAAGGAGAGUUAUGCCUCUCCUUUACGGACAACGGAAAUGGACUGGACCAUGACACCAUGCACAAGAUGCUCAGCUUUGGGUACAGCGACAAAACGACAGUAAAUGGAGUAGAGCCAAUCGGGAUGUACGGCAACGGCUUCAAGUCUGGAUCCAUGCGUCUGGGCAAAGACGCCCUCGUCUUCUCCAAGUCGAAAGGCUCAUCGUGCGUGGGGAUGCUUUCCCAAACCUACCUCGAACAGAUUGAAGCCAACCAAAUAAUUGUACCAAUUGUCUGCUUUGAAGAGACAAAAUCAAACAAGUUCUCUGUAAGAGAAGAACACAAAGCCAGUCUGCGGGACAUUCUGCACUACUCCCCUUUCAAGACAAAAGAGGAACUGCUCGCUGAGAUCGAUACCAUCAAUUCACCCUGGUCUAAGGAAAAGACCGGCACGCGGGUCAUCAUCUGGAACCUCCGCAGGACAUCUAUAGGAACAACUGAGUUUGAUUUUGAAACGGAUCGGUAUGACAUCCGGAUUCCCUCUGAGGUCUAUGAGACACUGAACGAGUCUCUCUUGAACGCAGACCGGGCCAUAUCUUACACCCCUGAGAGCAUUUACUCACUGCGGGCGUAUUGUAGUAUUCUGUACCUGAAGCCCCGGAUGCAGGUCAUGGUGCGCGGUCAGAAGGUACAAUCUCAGCUCAUCGCUAAGAGCCUGGCCUCCAUCAGGAAGGACCACUACAAGCCUACCUUCCUGUACAGACGCGUUCCCAUAAUUUUUGGAUACAACACCAAAAGUAAAGACCAGUACGGUAUUAUGAUGUAUCACAAGAACAGGCUCAUCAAAGCCUACGAACGCGUGGGCUGCCAGCUGAAGGCCAACAACAAAGGUGUUGGGGUCAUCGGGGUCAUUGAAUGCAACUUUUUAGAUCCAACCCACAACAAACAGAGCUUCAACGAGACGGAUAAGUAUAGAAAAACCAUGACCAACUUGGCCGUCAAACUGGAGGAAUAUUGGAAUGAGAUGCGCUUUAGGAAGAGAAAAGAAGACCCGACCAGCACCGUCCCCGUGGAAGACACCAUGAAGCGACCGGAUCAGAACUGGGUGCAGUGUGACAACUGUUUGAAGUGGCGCAAACUCCCAGAUGGAAUUGACUUCAGCAAGCUGAAAGAUGAAAAAUGGGUCUGCCACAUGAACCCCGAUCCGCAGUUCAGGAGCUGCCAGGUAGAAGAAGAGCCCGAGGACUCUGACGAUGACCAGCCGUCAUACCGCAAAACCUACAAACAACAAGAGAGGGAGGACAAAAGGAGACAAGAGAAGCCAAUAUACCAGCCUCCUUACACACCGUCCUUAGUGCGGGCUGGUAUAAAGCCUGGACCUUCUCCCCAGAGGUCCCACGGAGUUUCACCAUCUGCAUGCAGCCCUUUGCGUACCAGUGGACUUCCUGUUAUUACCAACGUGUGCUCGCUGUCGGCGAGCGCCUUGAGGGGGAAGAGGACGCCGCCCGUUACUCCACAAAGUACGCCGAAAAGGCCCCGAAUGAACGGCCUCCCGGUGAGAGGCUCCGGCACGGCGCCAGCAGGAGACGUGAGCUCCCUGUCUGCUCCCACUAACGGUGAUAACCAUGACGUCAGCAACGACGAUGGGGACGACACUGACGACACUGACGAUGACCUCGUCAUCUUGGAGACCGCUAGUACCCCCAAACCACAAAAGCCUCUCUCCGGCCUGGAGGAAGUGAAGAAGGAGGAGGGUGAGACUCAGAUAAGCAUGCUGCUGGAGUGCAGCGACGACGCUGCCGUGGACGCCACUGCUGAGACGGCGACGGCGGGAACGAGCCCUUCCAGGCCCGCGACCGUGGAGACCGGUCAUCCUCCAGCAGUGGUCAACACCACCACCCAAACAGAAGUGGGUGAAGUGAAACAGGAGAAAAACAGUGAAGAUCCAACAGAAAUGAAGGCGAGUUCUGCCCAUUCUCACGCCGGUACAGAACGGAGGUCGGACUUUGGCAUCCCCGGCCCCGAGCAGAAAGGAUUCAAGCAGGAGAAAAGUGACGACAGCCCGAGAGCGACGCCAUCGCAGCGGGCCCUGCAGAACGGGGUGGCGGGGAUGAAGGGGGAUGAAGGCGCCGGGCCGUCUUCAGCGAGCGCUGGCAACGACUACUUCACCAAUCACUUCCCCACUUUUAACGAGGUCCAGGAACAGCAGGACCAGCUGCUGGAACUGAUGCAGGACACGGCUCAGGAGAGGGACAGUUUAAAUGAGCAGGUGCGCAAACUCACCUCCCAGUUGAAGGACACGCAGAGGAGACUGCAGGAGCUGUCUCACCUCAGUGCGAAGGGAAAGGGUCUCCACAAGGCCUGUCAGACGGACGAGACGGAGACGGAGAGAGACUACUACAAAAAUCUGUUUGAGAAGACCAAGCAGAAAGUCAGUGACUUGGUAAAGGACGAAGAGGCCUUGACAGCAGCUGCGGAGGCCGAGGCCGGCGUGGCGACCGCUCAGGAUGACGAGAAGGAUAUUGAUGAGAUUUUACGGCGAGUUGGCUGUCUGGUUCAGCAGCUGGAUCAGAGAAACAAAGAGAGGGAUGAGCUUUGCUCGCAGGUGAACGGUCUGAAGGAGGAAAAAUCAAAUCUGGUGGCCCAGUGUGAAGAGCUCAAGCAAAGCUUGCAACAGCAAAGGGAAGGCCCGUCUUCUUCAGAUAGAAACAUUAAUUUUCCUACUCGGUCACAUCCGGAGGAGGGAGCAGGGUCCUCGGGCUCAAGUGCAACUCAAAGUUUGAUCGAGCUUCGGCAGAAUGUGAGCCGCCUCCUUAUCACCUACGUACCCGCACUGGACCUGGAGCAAGUGAAUUAUGAGUGUAAUGUCAUCGACGAGAUCCUGGAACAAGUUCUCAAUAGUAUGAACUCGGAGUAAACAGAGAAAUGAAAAGGCCUCAGGCGCUCCAGCCACACACAGAGCUGCUGUAGUUGAGUCUUCACAGUUCAGAUUAGAGUCGACUACAUCUGUUCAAACAUGAUGCAACACUGCAACCUGUUCCUUAAACGUUCCUUUAAAAUCAGAACCUCCAUUGUGAUCUGUGCUGUUGGGGUCUUCUUACAUCCAUGGGGCCAGAACUGACUCACAACAUUAAGGAGAAGAUUUUAACCUGUAUGUGACUCAAAGAGCUCACAGAUCCAAGUUAAAAGGCAUCUGGGAAGACCUUGAGAUGGGUGCUUUGUACUAUUCCUUAAGUAAGGAGAAAUGUUGUUGUUUCAAUCAGAACAUGCGGAGGUUUAUUUCAGUGAUGUUAGACCAACCUGCCCACGUUUCACCAUGAAGAUGUAUGGAUGGAUCUUAGUUUGCUUUUAAAUUAAACCAUGCAAGUGAAGUCGCAUGAAAAAGUACACCCUCCUUCAUUCAUAAAGGUUUAUCUUUCAGGACUCGCAGUAUUUGUCCAAACAAUGUGGAGUAAAUCAUUCUAGACUGAGAAAUAUUUCCCAUCUUACUGGAAACACCUGAAAUGACUAUUUCUCUUUAGCCAGGUAUUAUUGAGCCAGACGUGAGGCCAUAUGACAACAAUAACGGGACUACUGCUGUACUUUAACCCAGAGAGCGUCAGCAAAGUUUCAGCUGAAUCGCUGAACAUAAAAGUAUGGAGAUGCUCCAAAGUUACGUUUUCAGUAACAUUUUGAAGAAGAUUCGUCUAUUAUGAGUUGUUAUGAAUUGUGUCAGAGUGGACAGUUAUAAGCGUGUGGCAGGCUGAUCAGGACAUAUAAAAUAUAAUUAUUCACAUCUUGGCUCCCAAAGACGCUAAUUCUUUUUUUUUUUUUUUUUUUUUUUAAGUUUAUAUAAAUUAUUUUGGGUUUGUUUGUUUUUUGUUUUUUUUUACACAAACUGCUUCUGCAUUUUUGCUUUCAUUUUGCCUUUUUGAAUACCUGGUAGCACCUGAUCUUUUAUGUCCUGAUGCAUAAACUUUACAACGUCCAGCAAGUGGGUGCUUUCUUUUUCAGAAAUUUGUAAGAUAUUUUGCCUGAUGUUUAGUUCUUCCAUCCCAACUUUAUCUAAUAGUCUUAUGAUUCAAAACAAAAGCUUUUUCUUUUUUUUUCCUAAUAUGUAUGUAAACAGGUAAAUAUAUUUUUUUAUUCCCAGCUUAUGUUUGGCAGUUGUCAUUUGUAUUCUUGAACUUUUCUGUCAAGAAAAAUGUGAGAUGAUGCCAGCAAUAAGCCUUAUAUUAAAUUUAAAUGUGAUGCAAACUGGACUUCAGUUGAGCAUUUACAAACUUGCUCCAACAAUCGUUGUGUUCAGUCAUUGAAAGAUCUGUUAUUUGUUACCACGAUGAAUGACUGCAUGUACCUCACAGGUAAAUCCGUUUUCCUCACUGAGAUUGCAGGACUCAUCUUUUUGCUCCAGCUGCAUAUUUUCUUGACGUUUACAAUAUGUUGAACAUCAUUUAUUUUAGAAAGAUGAAUAUAUGUUUUGAGUCAAGAUCAGGAAGCCGGAGGAAACAGUCAGCACAUGCGAGCAAUAAGAAAUGUUUGCAAAUAUUAGAGAACUAAAUUCCUACUCAGGUUUCUCGUAGGCCUACAGUGUUUUCAUUGCUACCAUAAGAUACCACAAAUAUGCAACAUCAAGUUAAAAAAGGUUGAACUUAUAAAGUGAAAUUGUCAGAAUAAUGUUUUCUGUCAUUAGUUGGAACUGCAAAAAAAAACAAAGCUUUGGGUCUUACCAGUAUUUUGAGUAUACAAAAUGUGCAAAGAAUGGAAUUUGAUCAGUAUUUUCAUUUACUGCUUUACAGCUAGCAUUUGUAUGUGGGACCCAUAUGAGCUAAAAGUGGGUCUGUCCACAGGUCCUGUAGUGGUCCUACCUGUGUUUGCUCAAAUUUACUCUGACUGGGAUCUAACUGGAUUUUAGAUGAGGUGAAACUAGUUUUCUAAUAUUCUGAAAUUAUAUGGAAACCAUGACUACGGUACUUAGUACACUUAUCCACGUCAUUAACCCAUUUCAACCCCACUCACUUCUCAAGGAUCCCACUUUUAACCCAGAUGGGGCUCCCGUGAAUGUAUUUGACCGAUUUAUGUCUGUUGUAAUUCCACGAGGUUGACAAAAUAAGCAAAAUACAGAGUCAUUUUAUAACAUCUGUACAUGUACACUGCACAUUUUGUGGAUAUUUCAAAGUUGUUUUUCAGACAAUUAUCUCAUAGUUCUUAUGUGUUUUUUUCCAACAUUGUGUUAUUUAUCUUUGGACAAAACAAAAAAAAAAAUACGAAUGAUGAUUUUAUACAAAUGUUUUCAUUUAAGUUAUUAGAAAAUUAACUUGGGUUGUAAUGCAUAUGGUUAUUGAUAUUCAUAGGCAGCAGUAAGUAUGAUUACUUUUUUUUAUUGAUCUUUUGUUUUCAGCUUAAGUAUGAUUUUCUGAAACUCUAAACUUCAGACGUUGAACUGUUGGGUGUAAAGGUCCAUCCAUGCUGUCUGCUGAGAGUCCACCAGUGUUACCCACCAACUCUACAUGAGAUGCCAUCUUUACAGCUGUUUGCAGACAAACACCACCGUAAUGCAAAGUAUUUGAAUAAACUUUAAAUUCUAACAUAUUGUAGCGGUGAUAUAGGGAACCCAUGGUUGGUAGAGUGGCACAGUGACUGACAUGUACAGUACAUGUAGGAUGAUGACCUUCCCGCGGAUUGUGCCAAUAAAGUAUUCGAG
This is a messenger RNA of Cololabis saira (Pacific saury), 5833 nucleotides long. It is a transcript of the gene morc3a, whose product is annotated as MORC family CW-type zinc finger 3a. The record is from RefSeq and is a predicted model, not a curated record. Gene Ontology annotation, molecular function: ATP hydrolysis activity; zinc ion binding. Bases 2 to 3067 code for a protein of 1021 amino acids. Gene Ontology annotation, cellular component: PML body; nucleus. The transcript is spliced from 18 exons. Lineage: Eukaryota; Metazoa; Chordata; Actinopteri; Beloniformes; Belonidae.